Molecule: messenger RNA, 3336 nt
Organism: Cercopithifilaria johnstoni
Lineage: Eukaryota; Metazoa; Nematoda; Chromadorea; Rhabditida; Onchocercidae
Source: the annotation of a GenBank genome assembly
AUGAACCAUCGAGGAUCAUCAGGCAAUUAUUCAACAAUCGACAGUAACACAACCUCAUUUGAGAUAUCUGAUGAUACGAUAAAAGCUAAUGAAACAUCUAUGAAUAACAACAAUACAUCUUCGAUGCUUAAUGCUACAGAAAUUGAAUCACUUUGUCUUCGAAUGCAUAAUAAUACGGCGUUUAUGGGUGUUCAACCAUUUACACGACUUUUACUUUAUUCAGCAAGUGAAUGUCGCCGAAAUUGUAUUGAUUUGUAUCCGCAAUGUGUCGCAGUGAUGUUUUAUUAUUUGCACGAACGGGACAAAGAUCAUAUUUGUUAUUUAUUCAGCAAAAAUAGCAUUGAUCAUGAUGUUGCUUUAGUAGCAGAGAAACCGAUGAAAAAAUUGGAUAUGAUACGAUCAUUGGAAAUUGUUGCUGAUUGUCAUCAAUUUGAUCCUUUCCCACCGCUUUUCAACAAUUUCACAGCUUCUACCGAUUCAGUAUCAAAGAAGAAACGCGAUGUUGGCUAUGAUAGGCCAAUUGAAGCUACCGGUCCUUGGUCAACAUGGUCCGAAUGUUCGAGACGAUCAGGUAGGCAAGUUCGAUCACAACCUUGCGAAUAUGGUCGUAACAUUCAGCGUAGACGAUGCUCCUCCACCAGUAGUACUUAUCAUCAUGCAUUAGGUUACGGUGUUAAAAUUACCAGUUAUGCUCCCACUGUCGAUAUCACUAUAUCAUAUCCACCGUAUCCAUAUCAGCAUCCUGAUGUCAGUUCUGAUGAAUAUAAGAGAAUAAUGAGCAUACACAGUAAACAAAUGAUAGAUUCAUGUUGCUAUUGGCAAGAAUAUUUUCGUCAAAAAUUCAUAAAUAUGACCAGCGAUCAAAAAAUACAGAUUCAACGACAAUUUGGAAUCAGCGAUCGAUGUCCAACAGUAUGUCCAACUUCUACUCAGCCAAAACUUCAACCACAAGUUUAUGGUCAAGCGCAACCCCAAACACUAGUUUAUGGUCAAGUACCACUCCAACCAACAGUUUAUGGUCAAGCUCAACUCCAACCACCAGUUUAUGGUCAACCGCAACUUCAGGUGCCAAUCGAUGGUCAAGUACCACUCCAACCAACUGUUUAUGGCCAAUUGCAGCCCCAACUACCAGCUUAUGGUCAACCGCAACCUCAGGUACCAAUCGGUGGUCAAAUACCGCUCCAACCACCAGUUUAUGGUCAACCACAACCUCAGGUACCAACCGAUGGUCAAGUAACACCUCAACCACCAGUUUAUGGUCAACCACCGUCUCAGGUACCAAUCAGUGGUCAAGCACCAGUUUAUCCUCAACCGCAACCUCAGGCGCCAAUUCAAGCACCACCUCAAGCACCAAUAAGCGUGUGGUCAAGCUGGUCAGAAUGGUCAUCUUGUUCUGCAACAUGUGGAGUUGGUAUGAUACAGAGAUAUCGUAUUUGUAAUACAGAACAAUGCAUAGGUGAAAAUGUUGAAUGGCGCACAUGUCAUCAAGUUAUCCCCUGCGUAGCAAGCUGGGCUGGUUGGACUUCAUGGAGUAGUUGCAGCGCAACAUGUGGAAUAGGUGAGAGAACACGAUCACGCUACUGUUAUCUUGGUGUGGGUUAUUGUACUGGUCCGGAUCAUGAGAUAACACAAUGUGAAACGGUACCAUGCUCACAAUGGAGUGAAUGGGAAUCAUGGUCACAUUGUUCAGUAACAUGUGGUACUGGCACUAAAAAGCGCGCACGUACUUGUCAUGGCGAUAAUUGCAUUGGAUAUGCUUAUCAAGAAGUUCAAUGUUAUCGUGAUAAAUGUGAGGAAUGGUCAGAAUGGCAAGAAUGGUCAGCUUGUUCAGUAUCAUGCGGAGAAGGAAUUGUCACAAGAGAACGUGUUUGCUUGGGAUGGAAUUGUAUCGGCGAAAGUAUUGAGCAAAAUGUAUGCGUAGAACAAGCGUGUUCAACGUGGCAGAAUUGGGGUGAAUGGUCGACGUGUUCGGCAGAGUGUAAUUAUGGCAUAUCAACACGAAGGCGUUUAUGUGAUGGAAUUUUCUGUCCCGGAAAACGAAUGGAAGUAAUGUCCUGUCAUGCUGGUCAAUGCGCAAUGUGGUCAACAUGGGAAGAAUGGUCCGAAUGCUCGGUAACAUGUGGUAGCGGAAGGCAACAACGGUAUCGUACCUGUAUUGGUGACAAUUGCAUAGGAAAUGCUGAGGAUGUACAGUACUGCGAAACUGGCGUAAGUUGUCCGCAAUGGACAAAAUGGACAGGAUGGUCAAGAUGUAGCCAUGAUUGUGGAAUUGGUGAACGAGUAAGACAUCGAGAAUGUUUAUCUGACGAUAGAUCAGCUGAUAGUUGUGAAGGUAAAAAAACGGAAAGUGCGGUAUGUUUAGAACGAUUGUGUUGUGAAUGGACCUCUUGGACAAGUUGGACACCAUGUAGUCAUCGAUGUGGUACUGGCCGUAGUUCACGAACAAAAAUGUGCCUAAGACUUGGCUAUGAGCAUGAUGAUUCCAGUUGUGCUGGCAAAUGUUAUGGUGAUUCACGUGAGGAUAAGAGUUGUAGUGAACAUAUGCCCUGUGCAACAGUUACUUAUCCAUCAAUAUGUUUUCCUGUAACCGGACUAUAUUAUGCACCAAAUUUAUCUGCUAUUGCUGUUACACCUAGUCCAGGUGGAAUUUGUCCACCUGGUUAUGUUCUUGCACCUAAUGUAACUACUGGCUACAUUCCUACACCUGGUGUAUCUGUAACCGAUUACGUUCCUACAUCUGUUGCACCUACACCCUAUACAUCUGGUUAUGUUCCUUCAUCUGUUACUCCUGGUUACGCUCCUGCAGUAAGUCCUUCUGGUUAUACUUUGGUACCUGGUACAUCAGAUUAUGGUGUUUCACCAAGUACUCCUGACUAUAUUCCUCCAUCAAGUGUUCCUGGCUAUAUUCCUCCAUCAAGUGUUCCUGGCUAUAUUCCACCAUCAAGUGUUCCUGGUUAUAUUCCUCCAUCAAGUGUUCCUGGCUAUAUUCUUCCAGCAAGUGCUCCUGGUUAUAUUCUUCAACCAAGUGCUCCUGGUUACGUUUUACCACCAAGUGCUCCCGGUUAUGCUCCUCUACCAAGUGCUCCCGGUUAUGCUCCUCUAUCAAGUGCUCCUGAGUACCUUCGUAUAUUUCCCAGUUACGCUAUCUCACCAAAUGUCUUAAUCGAGAUCAAAUGUCAUUGGGCUGAAUGGUACCAAUGGUCAACAUGCGAAAAAUCAUGUUAUCACCAUGUUAGACGUCGAUACAGGAGUUGUCUCGGUGAAGCUGAUUGCACAUGUAUCGGUGAUGCACAUGAAGAGAUGAAUUGUUUACUGCCAGCAGAAUGUAGAAAUUAG